AUGACAACUAGGCCAGAGGUUGCGUCACUUCCAUUUUACACAAAAAGGAAACUGAGGCAGCAGGUGGUUAUCUUUACAGCUUGUCCUCAGCGAUCUGGUCACUUGCAGGAUCCCAAAGAAAGCCUAGAUGUGGAGUGUCUGAAGAAACCCUCCAUUCCAGACUUCACGUCAAACUCCAGGGCUGAGGGGGAAACUAAGCCCCUUCAUCAAAGAAGAGGAAAAAAGGGGAGCCCUCUCUGCCCCAGGGGAGAAGUGCGGGCCUGCCCCCGCGGGGCGCGGCCUCGCUUCCUCGCACUCCCGGUCCCGCCCGCCCCAGAGGGCGCGCUCCCACUCUGGGCGGGCACCUGUCCCUUCACCACGUUCGGCGGCUCCCCGAUCGCCCAAGAAUCAAACGCCCGCAGCCACCACCGACACCGGGAAUGCGAGCAGCAGGGCGAGACCCGCAGGCCCAGAGAGCUGCAGGAAUCCUCAGAAACUUACAGUUUUCCUACAGCGUGCGCGUCACGGCGAGGUGACGUCACGGGACCCGGCGUUCAGGGAGGUCAGGCCGCUGGGCGCCGGGCCGCACCACCCCCACGGCUCCGCCCCGUGCGCGACGACGGGAGAGACGCCCCUUUCCUCAGCGGCCCCGCCCCCCACCUUGUGGCGCUAGGCGCAGGCGCACCCGGGCUGCGUGGCCGCCUUCUAGGGCGGGGACUGCUUGAGAGACUUUCGCCGAAAGCCUGUGGCGGGGGCGCCAAUGUAAGGGGGCGUAGGCAUGCACCCCUUCCCCACCAUCUCCCCCACCCUCGGGAGCGCAGCAAACAAGCUGUCGCCCAGGGAGCUGGAGUCGGACGCCAGGGUUGUGAGGUAGAUUUUCCGCAGACAUUGCCUCCUUUCCCUCACGUGUUCAUUAAAAGUUCUCCACGUGUGGAAACAACCAUUUGCUCCCCACCAGGUGCCUGCAAGCCCUCGGGCGGGAGGAGUCAGCUCUACCACGGUUCCUCGCUACCAUCCGGCCCCGUCCCUGGCUCCGCCCCCGGUUCCGCCCCAACCGGACCUGUCUCGGCUCCGCCCCGCCCACGCCGGCUAGACCCCUCCCCUCGAGUCCGCCCUUCCGGCUCCCGCUCGGAGCUCCAGCAGGCGCCCCCUGCCCCGCCCUGUCCCGGCGCCCGCUAGGAAAUUUUAGUGUAUCCUUCCUACUGGAUUUUCCGUUUGGGCUUAGUGAAGCUGCUUGGAGGCUACCGUUCACCUCUAUUAAAUUUAACAAACGGUGGUCUGUGUAAAUAAAUACGUACACUUUUUGGCCAGUGUGAACUUUCCACCACCUCCCACUCACGUGAUGAUGCCUUCCUGUGCCCUGGGUCUCUGCUCUUCUUUAUGCUCUUACCGAAGACGAAUUCUGGUGUUAAAAGAUAGCUCAGCAGAAGGGAAAAUGAAGGCUCGAAGAACUAACGCCGAUAUAACGAUAGGGAUUUAUUCAACUUUGCGUCCUUAGCACCUAAUGUAGCUCCUGGCACAUAAAAAACAUUUGACAGACUUCUCGCAAUCAGUUGAAGAAGGAAUGUCAUCUCCCUGACAGUAUGACAGGUGGUUGCAGUGCCAUUUAUGUGACAGCUAUCUUUCCCCAACUGAAUUACCAUAGUACCUUUGGCAUCAUGUCUGACAUUAUCUUUUUUUCCCCCCACAAAAUUCAAUCUGAACUCUUCCUAACUAACCUUUCCUCACUCAAGGCCAUCCUUCUCACUAUGGUAAGGUUUAGGCUAAAAAAAUAAACCACCACCACCACCAAGAACAGCAAAAAACCAUAAAGUCUCUCUCUGUAGUGGAUUCUAUGACACAUUGCUCAGAUCCCUCCUCUGAAUGGAGACAUUUGUUCCAGAUUCUGGACAUGUUGGUUGGUGAUGGCUCACAGCUGUGUCCCUCUCCAGGAAUGGCUCUCAUCUGCAGGAAUCAGCCUUGCCCAAGGCUAUCCCUCGUUCCUGGGGUCAGUUUGUGCUCAGUGAUUCUCAGUGGAGGCCUUGGCUUCAAGGUAGGACAACUCUGAAUAGCCACUGUGGCUCCAUGGGAUCAGUUGCAGCCUCUGAUGCAUCUGCAUCGAGGCCCAACUUCCCCCUUUCCCGGGCCUCUUCCCUUUUACUCUCUUACAGGUACUGUUCCCAAAAUUAUUCCCUGUAUAAAUUGCUGCAUGCGAAUCUCAGGCCUUGUGUGACAAUUUCUCAGAGAGCCUGAACUCUUAGCAUCUUAAAGCUGAUUAUGUCAUUUCUCUGCUUAAAGUCCUUAGCCUCCAGGACAUACAAAGGCUUUCAUAGGUUGGCUCCAAUUUAUCUUUCUCUCCUCAACUUCCUCUGCCACCAUUGACUCUGUCCUUCAGACAGUUUUAUAUAUUUAUAUCCCCCAAUUCCCCAUUGCUCACUUCUUUGCAUGUGGACUUCUCUCUGCCAACGAUAAAUUUCCCACCUUCUGCUUAUCCUUCUGUUCUGCCUUGGAUCAGAUGUCACCUCCUCUGGGAAGCCUUCGUAUUUUUUCCUCACAACACCAUAAAACUCUUUAUGUAAGAAUUUGCUAUCUAAUAUUGAAACAUACUUGUUUGCCUAUCUGACUCUCAUCCUAAAUUGUGAACUUCUCUAGGCAGGGACUGAAUUCAGGGUCUCAUGCCAUCGUGGAUAGAUUUUCAAUACAUUUUUUUAAGUGAGGCACUGUAAAAAGGUAUUAAAUAUUUGGAAAUUUUUGCCAUAUUUGGUUCAUGUGUCUUAUAUCUAGACGGUCAUGUUUCAUCUUUAAUAGAGGCUAUAUAUUUUUUCAAUCUUUUUAAGAUUCUGGACUACCAUACUGGCUGGAAACAAAUCCAGGCAAACACUUCAAGAUGAAAUGAAAUUCAAACCACAGAUCUUUAAAGUUAGUUCUGUUUAUUAAAAAAAAAAGGGGGGGGACUGGGAAAGGCUUGAGGUAGAAACACCAAUGCUUUCAGUGGGUGGGAGGAGGGAAGAGAAAGAAAGAGAGAAGGGUGGAGAAAGAGCUGAUUAAAUUGGAUUGGCUGGUUAGAGACUGGAAAUUUUCCUUCCUUUCCCAAGAGGCUUAUUUUUUAUCUUUCUUUUUCACACGGUGAAGUGUCAAAUUAAAUUGCAAAGUUAAUUCUCAUCACUAAGGAAGGGAUUCUAAAUGUAUUAAUUAAGGAUUACUGGCAUUUUAAUUUUAUUCACGAGAAUGAAAACUUUUUAAUAAUUAAACAACUGUUUGUUCUGAUUUAUGUAUUUAUAUUAUUAUAGCAUAUUACAAUGUAACAUCAAUGCAUUAAACUCUAGUUUCCAGAGACUUGGAUGACUAUUUUAAAAUAAGAGCUGUGCUUAUUGAUAUAUUUGAUUUUAUGAAUUAUGAUACUAGAGUUCCC
This is a messenger RNA of Lutra lutra (Eurasian river otter), 3370 nucleotides long. RefSeq names its product translation initiation factor IF-2-like. The record is from RefSeq and is a predicted model, not a curated record. The transcript is spliced from 4 exons. Lineage: Eukaryota; Metazoa; Chordata; Mammalia; Carnivora; Mustelidae. Bases 1 to 1158 code for a protein of 385 amino acids.